Molecule: messenger RNA, 713 nt
Organism: Salvia hispanica
Lineage: Eukaryota; Viridiplantae; Streptophyta; Magnoliopsida; Lamiales; Lamiaceae
Product: MYB-like transcription factor ETC3
Biological process (GO): cell differentiation; regulation of DNA-templated transcription
Cellular component (GO): nucleus
Molecular function (GO): transcription cis-regulatory region binding
Source: RefSeq, a predicted model, not a curated record
AUGGUUAGCACUUAGCAACAACAGUCAGUCAAAUAAAUAAAAUUUCAUGUCACCACAUAUUUUGGUUGGUCGCAACAGCUUUCUACCCCAAUCUCACCAAAUUAAAUACUCCUACUUUAUUAUAAAACUAUAGAAUAAUAAUAUUGGUAUUUUACAAUGAUUUUUUUGGGUUUUCUAUAUAUAUCAGUCGACUUCCAAAGCAUGUUGCACAAGUUAAUUGUACUAUUCAAUUUAUUCAUAUGGAUAAGUGUAGAACUCAUCAGAAGCAUACCACAACUCAAGAUGAGGCAAGCAGUGUUGAGUGGGAAUUGAUAAAGAUGACAGAACAAGAAGAAGAUAUGAUAUGCAGAAUGCACAAGCUUGUGGGAGACAAGUGGGAUUUAAUAGCAGGAAGAGUUCCAGGAAGAAGUGCAACAGAGAUUGAAAGAUUUUGGUUGAUGAGAAUAAAUGGUGUUGGAAAGAACAAAGAAGACAAAAUUAUUGAUCGGGCCCCACCGCUACACAUAUUCGACUAAUAAUACUAAUUAUAUUAUUAGAUGUAGCUAUAUUCUAUUUGUAGUACUAUUUGCUAUUGCAUUAGGAGUACUUGGUAAACGUCGUGUUAUAUGUGUUACAUUUAAUCGAUUUCACAUACUACUAGUAUUUUAUAGUAGUAUCUGUAGUUGGUUGUCUAAAACUCUAAAAUAGUGUUUGUAUUCUAUUGUUGUUUGCAA